Messenger RNA from Dermacentor andersoni, 2419 nucleotides. RefSeq lists its product as uncharacterized. The record is from RefSeq and is a predicted model, not a curated record. NCBI's taxonomy places the organism in Eukaryota, Metazoa, Arthropoda, Arachnida, Ixodida, Ixodidae.
GCAAAAAAGACACACCGCUCCGCUUAGCAUUAGAAACCAUCGCCAACCGCCUGUAUACGGAUCUUCUGCUUUCGCCCCGUUUCGCCUAAGAGGGAUUUUUUAAAACCAGACGAGUCAAGGAUCAAGCCUACACAAGAUGCAAUUUCUCGCAGUACCAGUGCUCUUAGGCCUGCUCAGCAACACCUUCGCCGCAUUCCUUGGCCACGGCGCCGGCGUGUCGCUGCACGGCGCUCCGGGAGUCGCCACUCUUCAAAACACCGCGACAGCUGCCACCUUGCGACCAGCCUUCUCCUACGCUGCUGGAGCGCCAGCUGUCACCACCAGCGUUGUGCACCACGCCCCAACUGUUGCAGCCGUCAGGCCCGCCGCUUACACCGUGACAUCCUCGGCUCCGGCUCUGACUACCAGCGUGGUCCGGGCCUCUCCGGCCGUCAGCAGCGUACGAUACGGUGGCCUUGGAUACGGCGGUCUCGGAUACGGAGGUCUAGGAUACGGCACUCUCGGAUACGGCGGUCUCGGAUACGGCGUCGGCCAGAGAGUCGUCACCUCCGCUCCCGCUACCACCACGGUCUACCAACAAGCCCCCGCCGUAUCUUACCGGGGUUACGGCGCUGGACUCGGGUACGGAAGUGGCCUCUCCUACGCAACGGGUCUCGGGUACGGCGGUGGCCUCGGCUACGGGGGGCUCCGCUACGGGGGGCUCCGUUACGGCGUCGGCGCCACCACCCUGUCCGCGCCGUCCGUCUCGCAACUGAGCCGUUUGUCCUACUCGGCGCCCCUGGUUUCCGCCGCGCCGGCGACCGUCAGCUACUCCUCUCCUGCCUCCGUGACGACCGUCCACCACGCCGCUCCCGCCGUCGCCGUUAGGCCCGCCGUUAGCUACGCCACAGCGCCUGCCGUUGCAGCUUACCGUACGGCCGCCGUUGCCACCCCAGUUACCACUUUCGGCGCCGGUCUCGGCUUCGGACACACUGUGGCCGCGGCUCCCGGCUACUCCACUGUCGGCCGCGUCAGCUAUGCCGCCCCCGCCGUCGCCGCCGUCAGGCCUGCCGUGAGCUUCGCCUCUGCUCCAGCCUUGACUGCCGUACGCCCACCUUCAGUCAGUUACACUGCUCCUGCUGUAGCGGCCGUCAGGCCUGCCGUUAGCUACACCACAGGGCCUGCCGUUGCGGCCGUUAGGCCCACCGUGAGCUAUUCCACCGGACCCGCCCUGAGUUACACCACAGGGCAAUCCGUUGCUGCCGUUAGGCCCACCGUGAGCUACUCCACCAGACCCGCCCUGAGCUACACCACAGGGCCUGCCGUUGCUGCCGUUAGGCCCACCGUGAGCUACUCUACUGGACCCACCCUGAGUUACAGCACCGGACCAGCCACUGUCACGUCCUACCGCACCGCCGCCCUCCAAGCGCCCGUCGCCACGUUCGGGACUGGCCUCGGACUCGGCACCACAUUUGGCCAGUCGCUCGUCUCUCCCGGUUUCGCGGCCGUGAGGCCGGCCGUGAGCUACACGACACCCGGCUCCUCCGUGACAACUGUUCACCACGCCGCACCUGCCGUCGCCGUGAGGCCCGCAGCCCUGAGCUACUCCGUCUCUCCAACCGUCAGCGCCGUCAGGCCUACUGUCAGCUACACUUCCGUCAGGCCGGCCACCCUGAGCUACGCCACAGCCCCUGCUUACACCACGUCGUACCGCACCGCGGCGCUCCAGGCUCCGCUGGCCGCGUACGGCGUCGGGUACGGCUCACCCGCUGUUGCGUACCGCACCGCCGCCUACGCAGCUCCCGUGUCCAUGUACGGCGCCGGCAUCGGUCUCGGCCACACCAUCGCCUCGCCCGCCUUGAGCCAAUACCGCACUGUCUCCUACUCCGCACCCGUAGUUGGUGGAUACACAGCUACGGCCGCUCCGGCGACUGUUAGCUACAGCCUCGGAGGACUGCGCGGCGGCUACGCUGCCUACGCUGGCGCUCCGACCGUGGUCCACCAUUCGACGGCGCCAGCCGCCUACGUAACCGGCACGGGUUACGGUGCCACGCAUUCGGGUCUUGUCGGGCACGGAGCCCACUACGGCACCUUGGUGUCCGGCGGAGGACUGUCCUACGGAGGACUGUCCUACGGAGGUCUGUCCUACGGAGUCGGGGCUCCUCACAUCAAGGUCAUCGGCGCCGCUAAGAAGAAGUGAAACGUGGCAUAUUUUGCUUCAACACAGGAGGAGACGGAGGCGUCCCGAAGCGGUUUUCAGAUACAAUGAACGAAACCGAGCGGUAUUUAUUCCCACCUGUCGCACGCCCGAAGAUGGAUAUUUGCACUUUCGUUGGAAAUGCGGCUGCACUUCGACCAAGAUUAGACGAUCCUUGUCCUCUGAAUGCUGUGUGCGCGAGAUCUCUGAGCACGUGAUGAAUAAAGACGGUGAAAAACCUGA